Scylla paramamosain (green mud crab) is the source of this 1197-nucleotide messenger RNA. Its product is annotated as glutamic acid-rich protein-like. Gene Ontology annotation, cellular component: cytoplasm. The transcript has a single exon. The coding region runs from base 1 to 1197 and encodes 398 amino acids. Lineage: Eukaryota; Metazoa; Arthropoda; Malacostraca; Decapoda; Portunidae. The record is from RefSeq and is a predicted model, not a curated record.
AUGGCAUCAAGUGAAGACAGCGACUAUUACAAGCUCCUCGGCGUGAGCCGCGGUGCCACGCUCGAGGAAAUCCGCAAAGUGUACCGGCGGCUCGCCCUCCUCCACCACCCGGACAAGAACCCGGGCAGCGUGCGGGAGGCGACGGCAAAGUUCCAGCGUAUCCAGGCCGCCGUGGAGACGCUCUGCGACCACAGGAAGAGGGUCGUGUACGACAGAGAGUUACGCCAGCGAGAGAGCAAGAGGAAGAGGGGCGAGAGCUGCAGGCAGAGGGAACACAAGAGGAAGAGGGAAGAAGGGCGUCAAGAGGAGACCCAUCACCGAGAACAGCGGAAGGACAAGUGGAGAAGGAAGCAGGGAGAAGAGAGGCGGAAGAGGCAUCAGAGAAGGCGGCGACGGCAAGGAACAAGCUACCGAAGUGACGAUGACGACGAAGACAUGCAAGAUGAAGUUCCUGAGGAAGAGAGCAACGAGGAAAACGAAUGCACGGAAGAGAGUUCUGACGAGGAAGAGGAACGCGUGUACCGGGCGUAUGAACACGACUCAGAUUACGAGGCUAAGAAGGAUGAAGGCUCCGGUUCCUGCAGCGACUACGAGUCCGAGGAAUCGUCUGAGAUGGAGACUCCAUCUGAGGAAGAGUCUGAGCCAGAGUCUUUCCACCAGCAAGACUCCGACUACGACCCCGAGUCCGAGGCGACGAGUGACUCUUCCAGCGACGAAGAGUCAGACGUUGAGGCCGAGAGCGAAUCCUCCUCCGAAGACGACGACGAGGAGGAGGAGGAGGAGGAGGAGGAGGAGGAGGAGGGGGAAGAGUGGACAGAACAUGAAAAGGAGAAAGAGUCUGAAAAGGAAGAUCAUGAUGAAGAUCGGCCCGAGAAGAGGCAUAACAAAAGAAAGAAAGAGGAUGAGGAUGAAGAAGAGUUUAGACAACGUGAAAAGAAAAUGAGGAGAGACAAGGAAGAGUCCGAAGACGAAAGGAAUGAUGAGGAAGAGCGGCACGAAAAGAGACUUGAGAAAAGGAAGAGACAAGACGAAGAUGAAGAAGAGUUUAAACAACGUGAAAAGAAAAUGAAAGAUGAUGAUGAAGAUUUCGAAUACAAAGAGAAGGAAGAAGAAUCAGAAGAGAAAGAGAAGGAUAAAGAAUCAGAAAACAAAGCGAAGGAUGAAGAAUGGGAAGACAAAGAGAAGGAUGAAGAAUGA